AUGGCGGAAGCUUUAGCUGCUGAGCUCGGUUUGCAAUUAGCCCACCCGUCUUACUUGACGAAUCUGGUUCUGGAGACAGACUGCCUCACGCUCACCCACAAGCUAGCGAUUGCGGACGAUAUCCAUACUGAGAUCGGGGUUGUUUGCCGUAAUAUCCGAAGGCUACUCAGGGAGACAGGGAAUGGAACAUGGCAGUACGUUCCAAGAGAAGGAAAUAUGGCAGCACACAUCAUGGCCCAUACUGAGACCAGAUGGAAUGAGAGGGAGGUUUGGUUAGAUAGACCCCCUAUGAUCCUUGUUGAUCAGCUUAUAUUGGAUAAUGUAGCCGUGACAUCUGAUCAAUAA
This is a messenger RNA of Linum tenue, 345 nucleotides long. Lineage: Eukaryota; Viridiplantae; Streptophyta; Magnoliopsida; Malpighiales; Linaceae. The record is from the annotation of a GenBank genome assembly.